Wyeomyia smithii (pitcher-plant mosquito) is the source of this 4056-nucleotide messenger RNA. RefSeq names its product xanthine dehydrogenase/oxidase-like. Lineage: Eukaryota; Metazoa; Arthropoda; Insecta; Diptera; Culicidae. Gene Ontology annotation, molecular function: 2 iron, 2 sulfur cluster binding; iron ion binding; oxidoreductase activity. The transcript has 8 exons. Bases 127 to 3927 code for a protein of 1266 amino acids. The record is from RefSeq and is a predicted model, not a curated record.
UAGUCGUAGUGAACGUACAGAUUUGGGAAGGUUGCCUAGUUUUGGAAGUUCAUCGUUGAUUAAGUUCUCCAGUAGGCUACGAGCCAGUUUAACAGAUCGAAAAUUUUUCAAAGCGCACAGCCCACGAUGGAUAUAGUUUUUACAAUCAACGGAACAGUUUAUAAAGUCAAUCCAACAUCGGUUCCAAUUGAUACCACGCUUAACACAUUCAUACGAAACUAUGCGCAUCUCAGUGGGACCAAAUUUAUGUGCCUGGAGGGCGGUUGCGGAGCAUGCAUUGUCAACGUGAAUGGGAUUCACCCCGUGACUAAGCAGAAAUUUUCGUGGGCAGUUAAUUCGUGUUUGUUCCCAGUUUUAUCCUGUCAUGGUUUGGAUGUUGUCACGGUCGAAGGAAUCGGUGACAAACAGGAUGGUUACCACCCAACGCAGAAAGCGUUGGCGUACUUCAACGGCACGCAAUGUGGUUAUUGUUCUCCCGGGAUGGUCAUGAAUAUGUACAGUUUGCUAGAGUCCAAGCAAGGCAAGGUAACCAUGGAUGAGGUCGAAAACGCUUUUGGAGGUAACAUUUGUCGCUGCACCGGUUACCGACCGAUUUUGGAGGCAUUCAAAUCGUUAGCAAUUGAUGCGGAACCACGUUUAAAAGAAGCUUGCCAGGAUAUAGAAGAUUUGACCAAGAUCUGUCCAAAAACGGGUGUAACUUGUUCGGGCAAAUGUUCGGCUGUUGAUGAAGUUAAGCAGCAAGAAGGAAUUCAUUUCAAUUCCGCUGAUGGUAAAGAAUGGCAUAAGGUGUACAACAUAACUGACGUCUUCGCUGUUCUCGAGAAGAUUGGAUCAAAACCCUAUAUGUUAGUUGCUGGUAACACUGCUCAUGGUGUCUAUCGAAAUUACAAAGUACAAGUGUUUGUUGACAUUAACUCCAUCGAGGAACUACGAUCACAUUCCUGUGACAAUAGACUUACUAUUGGAGCUAACGUUUCGUUGACCGAACUUAUGACCAUUUUAACUGAUGCUGCCGCUAAAACAAACAACUUUAAGUACUGUUUAGAGUUGGUUAAACACAUUGAUUUGAUCGCUAAUGUGCCGGUACGCAAUACCGGCACUAUUGCCGGAAAUCUGUGUAUUAAAAAUCAGCAUAAAGAAUUUCCAUCGGAUUUAUACCUGAUUCUUGAAGCAGUAGGAGCGAAACUCACUAUUGCUGAGUUGGGUGGUAAAACGAAAACAGUAACUCCAGCAGAAUUUGUAAGCUUGGAUAUGAAUAAAAAAAUAAUUUUGAAUAUUAUCUUGCCUCCGCUGAGUUCGGGUAUAUACAAAUUCCGAUCCCUGAAAAUUAUGCCAAGAGCCCAAAAUGCUCACGCUUACGUCAAUGGAGCAUUCCUAUUCAAAUUCAGUGCAGAUAAGAAAAUCAUCGACACUGCUACAAUAUGCUUUGGAGGAAUUAAUCCCGAUUUUACACAUGCUCUUCAAACGGAAAAACAAAUUGCCGGGAAAAACAUCUUUUCCUCCGACACGUUCCAAGCGAUCAUCCGGACCCUUUCGGCAGAGCUUGAGCCCGAUUGGGUUUUGCCGGACGCGUCUCCAGCAUACCGCAAGAAUCUAGCUAUCUCGUUGUUCUACAAAGCAACCCUGAGCGUUGCUUCGGAGAUGGGAGUUUCUAUUGAAGCUCGAUUCCGGUCUGGAGGCACAACGCUAGAACGACCGCUCUCGACCGCAUCGCAACGUUUUGAUACUUACAAAGAAAACUGGCCGCUUACUAAAAAUGUGCCAAAAAUCGAGGGACUCGCACAGACGUCCGGAGAAGCUAAGUACGCCAACGAUAUGCCAACCCUUCCAAAUGAAUUGUACGCAGCGUUCGUUCUCGGAACCAAGCCUCAUGCAAAAAUCGAAAAAAUUGUCGCCGAUGAAGCUUUGAAACUUCCCGGAGUGGUGGCCUUCUUCUCCGCUAAAGACAUUCCAGGAACAAACAACUUCAUGUACUUCUCUAAUUUCAUGGGAUCCGAGAUCGAAGAGGUCUUCGCUAGUGAAACAGUGCAUUAUCACGGACAACCAGUUGGAUUGAUCGUUGCAAAGUCACAUGCACUGGCCAAUCGUGCGGCUGGACUGGUAAAAAUAACCUAUAGCUUACAAAAUUCUGCAGUUGUUCUAUCGACCGCAAAAGAAGUCCUGCGAGCGAAUGCUCAAGAUCGCAUCAAGGAAAUGCCUUACAGUACCCAUGGUGAAAACUACGACGCUGCACCGAAAGGUGAUUUGAAUAUUAAAGGUCACUUCGAGAUCGGUGGUCAGUACCAUUACUACAUGGAAACGCAAACCUGCGUCUGUAUUCCAAUAGAGGAUGGUAUGGACGUGUAUUCAUCAACGCAAUGGGUUGAUCUAACUCAAAUGGCCAUCGCAAGAGUACUGAAGGUACCGCAAAACAGCUUGAACCUUUACGUCCGCCGAUUGGGUGGAGGAUACGGUGGCAAAGGAACCCGUGCUACGCUGAUUGCUUGUGCUUGUGCCCUAGCUGCCCAAAUUACCAAAAGACCAGUGCGAUUUGUUAUGAGCCUGGAAGCCAACAUGAAAGCCAUCGGUAAACGCUACCCAGUUAUUUCAGAUUACGAGGUUGAAGUUAGCAAGACCGGUAAAAUUGUUAAACUCUACAACGAAUACGUUCAUGAUUUCGGCUAUAACUGGAACGAGUCGAUGGGUCAUGCUGGGCGAUUUUUCAGCAAUUGCUAUGAUGACACUGUUUUCAAAACAGUAGCCAAGGGAGCGAAAACAGAUUGCGCAAGUAACACCUGGUGUCGUGCUCCGGGUACAACAGAAGGCGUUGCUAUGAUUGAAAACAUCAUGGAACAUGUCGCGUUUGCCACUGGAUUAGAUCCGCUCGAAGUUCGUAUGGCUAACAUGCCAAAGGAUAUGAAAAUGCUGGAAAUUAUGCCCCAAUUUCGAGCAGAUGUCGAGUUCGAUGCACGUCGUAAGGAAAUCGAUCAAUUCAACAAAGAACAUCGCUGGCGGAAACGAGGUAUCGCAAUUGUUCCCAUGCGAUACCCUCAAGGUUACUUCGGAUCGCUUCACGCCAUUGUUAGUGUGUAUCAUGAUGACGGCACAGUUGCCAUUUCGCAUGGUGGCAUUGAGAUGGGACAAGGUAUGAACACCAAGGCGGCGCAGGUGGCUGCUCAUAUUCUUGGUAUUUCCCUGGACAAAAUAAGUAUCAAACCAACCAAUAACUUGACCUCUCCGAAUGAUAUUUGUUCCGGUGGUAGUAUGACCAGCGAAACUGUUAGCUAUGCUGUUAAACGUGCUUGUGAAAUAUUGCUUGAACGUUUCAAGCCAAUCCGAGAUGAGCACAAAGAUGUUUCAUGGGAGGAGCUGAUUGAAAAAUGUCACGCUCAAAGUGUUGACCUCUGUGCAACCUACAUGUAUAAAGCUUCUGACCUCGCUCCAUACAUAAUUUGGGGUCUAAGCUGCUCCGAAGUUGAGGUUGACAUUCUGACAGGUAACGUCCAAUUACGGCGAGUCGAUAUUCUGGAAGAUGUCGGUGAGAGCUUAAGUCCCGGAAUUGAUGUUGGUCAGAUCGAAGGUUCGUUUGUAAUGGGAAUCGGAUACUAUUUAACGGAGGCUCUCGUGUUUGAUCCCAAGGAUGGUGCACUACUGACCGAUCGAACCUGGACCUAUAAACCGCCGGGAGCCAAAGAUAUUCCAGUUGAUUUCCGUAUACGUUUCAUGCAAAAUAGCAGUAACCAGACGGGGGUCCUCCGUUCCAAAGCCACUGGCGAACCGGCAAUGAAUAUGACUAUUUCGGUUAUAUUUGCUCUAAGGUAUGCUCUGCUUUCCGCUAGAAAAGAUGCGGGUCUACCAGCCGAGUGGAUAUCGCUGGGAGCACCUUCAACUCCCGAUCAAGUCUUCUUACUAGCUGGAAACUCUGUGGAACAAUUGAAGAUUAACUAAUGUAUAUUGAUUGGUGUUUGGUAAUAGUAUAGAACAGUUUUAUUGACUAUCAUGGAAGAAUCGCUCGUAAUGUAUUAUACGUUAUUUUUACUUUUCACAAUCAAUUGAAAAAAAAUCAUAUACUCUAUA